This is a messenger RNA of Aspergillus tanneri, 1305 nucleotides long. RefSeq lists its product as uncharacterized. The record is from RefSeq and is a predicted model, not a curated record. The transcript has 2 exons. NCBI's taxonomy places the organism in Eukaryota, Fungi, Ascomycota, Eurotiomycetes, Eurotiales, Aspergillaceae. The coding region runs from base 1 to 1305 and encodes 434 amino acids.
AUGUUCUCCCUCGAGGAAAGUGCCACCCCGUUGGGGCAUGAGAUGAGAAAAUACUUCUCGUUUGCCCCGGGAUAUCGGAAUCUCAACCAUGGAUCCUUCGGCACUUUCCCCAUGGCCAUACGCCAGAAGGCCGACGAGCUGCGCACCCAAUGCGAGGAGCGUCCCUGUGCGUUUCUCAAAUACCAGUACGAUGUGUUGCUCGAGGAAUCGCGCGCCGCCAUGGCUGCCUUCCUGAACGUGCCCGUGUCCACCAUCGUCUUCGUGAUGAAUGCCACCACGGGCGUCAACACAGUACUGCGCAAUCUUGACUGGUGCGACUCCGACGAGAUCAUCCAGCUAGACGUCAUCUACGGUGCCUGUGGCAAAUCCACCGAAUAUGUUUGCGAGUCCAACAACGACCACGUGCGCACUAGAGAAGUCUGUGUCCACUAUCCCGUUGAGGACGACCACCUUGUAUCCGCCUUUCGCGACGCCAUCCACGCCUCGCGUCGCGCCGGUCGCACUCCGCGCAUCGCCAUCUUUGACACCGUCUGUUCGAACCCGGGGAUCCGUCUACCCUUUGAGGCGUUAACGGCCCUCUGUCGCGCCGAGGGAGUGCUGAGUCUGAUCGACGCUGCCCAUGGCGUCGGCCAUGUCGCUCUGGACCUCGCGGCCUUGGACCCGGACUUCCUGGUGAGCAACUGCCACAAGUGGCUAUUUACGCCGCGUGGAUGCGCCGUCUUCUAUGUGCCGCACCGCAAUCAGGCGAUGAUGCGCAGCACCCUACCGACUAGCAAUGGAUUCGUCCCCCGAUCGGCGCGUGACCCGACCAGCGACGACCCGACAGAUUUCGUGCGUAACUUUGCCUUUGUCGGCACUUUCGACAAUAUUCCCUUCCUUACCGUUCCCGCCGCUAUUGCCUGGCGUCAUCAUGUCUGUGGGGGAGAGUCCAGGAUCCGCGCAUACUGCACCAACCUGGCACGCGAGGGGGGGCGACGCGUGGCGGAAAUCCUGGGGACCACGGUGUUGGACAAUGCCACCCACACCCACACGGACUGCUGCCUGGUCAACGUGCGGCUGCCGAUCCAAGCUGGGUACAGUGUCCGCCUUACCUGGAAGGGAGAGCCAGCCACCCCGACAGAUUGGAUGCAGAAGACACUGAUCGAAGACUAUCACACCUUCCUGCCAGUGUUUCCCUUCCAGGACGAGUGGUGGGUGCGUCUCAGUGGCCAGAUCUACCUGGAGAUGAGUGACUUUGAAUGGGCCGGUCAUACACUCGUGGAGUUGUGUCGGAGAUUUCAGGAUGCAUUAUCCAAUGUUGAUUGA